Molecule: messenger RNA, 2464 nt
Organism: Austrofundulus limnaeus
Lineage: Eukaryota; Metazoa; Chordata; Actinopteri; Cyprinodontiformes; Rivulidae
Gene: klhl30
Product: kelch-like family member 30
Exons: 8
Coding region: 328-2130 (600 amino acids)
Molecular function (GO): protein binding
Source: RefSeq, a predicted model, not a curated record
GUGUCCAGGUUUUUUUUUUUUUUUUCAAACAAUCCAAAACAUGCGCCUGUGCCAGCAGCUGUGGCUGACUUUAGCACCGCGUCAUCGCUGGUCCUAAAAAUAACGACCCGAAUGACAGGAAGUCCUCCUCGGUGACUUAGCAAAAGGUCUGCGCCAUGUUGCCCGCUCCUUGUUGAUCUGAGGUGAAGCUACCAUAUCUUUUUUGUUUUGCUCGAAGGAUGAUGUCUCUGACUCUAAUUCUGUCAAUCUUAGGUAAGCCAUAACCCCAGUUUUUAGCCCUCCUGCCGACAUAAGAUUUUAAACUAACUCUUUGGAUUGAAGCUCAUCAUGGUGCGAAACGUGGACGACCUGGACUUCUGCCUGUCCUCCCACCCUCAGAGCAUCCUGGAAGGCCUGCGCUCUCUCUGCUCUCACCCCAAACUCGUGGACGUGACGCUGACCGCAGGCGGCCGGGAGUUCCCCUGUCACCGAGGAGUGUUGGCGCUCUGCAGCACGUACUUCCGCUCCAUGUUCUCGGGGGACUUCGUGGAGAGCAUAGCCGCCCGCGUGGAGCUCCACGACGUCGACCCUGACAUUCUGGGAUACUUGCUGGACUUUGCAUACACGGGCAAACUGACCAUCAACCAGAGCAACGUGGAGGGCCUGAUCUGCACCUCCAGCCAGCUGCAGUUCCAGACGGUGCGGGCAGUGUGCAGCCGAUACCUGCAGCACCAGAUCGAUGCCACCAACUGCCUGGGGAUCCUGGAGUUUGGACAGAUCCAUGGCUGCCCUGAGGUGGUGGCCAAAGCCUGGGCCUUCCUCCUGGAGAACUUUGAGGGGAUCCAACAAGGUGAAGAGUUCCUGUUACUGGAAAAAGACAGACUGGUUGCAUGCUUGUCUGAUGAAAGGCUGCAAAUUCGCUCGGAGUGCACGCGCGUGGAAGCCAUCCUGAAGUGGGUGAAGCACCAGGAGGAGUCUCGACUGUGCUGCCUCUCUGACCUCCUCAGCUGGUCACAUCUGUCUCUGCUGAGUCUGAGCUACCUGUCUGACACCCUGCUGAAGGACAGCCUGGUGCUGGCCUCACCCAGCUGCAGGGAGGCCAUCGAAAAAAUACACAGAGAGAAAAUCGAUUUGGAACCGGAAUAUUCUGACAGACUAAACUCUCAGAGUCCACAAACAAACCUGCAAGAAGUGCUGUUUGUGAUGGGAGGCCGCUCACUGGAUGACUCAGACGAUGAAGAUGACUCUGAUGAGGAUGAAGACAGAGAUCCAAGACUUCAGAGACCACCUUCCAGGAACUGUGCCUUCUACAACACAAAGACCAAAAAAUGGCAUCAGCUGCCAAACUUUCCCAAUCUUGACAAGUGGGGUUACUCCAUAGUGUCCCUGAACAAUGAUGUGUAUGUAACAGGCGGCUCACGCGGUGCAAAUACCAACACCUGGUCAACCACAGAGACCUGGAAGUACAUCACCAGAGAGGGGAGAUGGGUUACUGUGGCACCCAUGCUCCGGCCUCGGACAAACCACACAACAGCAACCCUCAAUGGAGAGAUUUAUGUCAUCGGAGGUACAACAUCGGACAGAGUCGAGGUUGAGCAUUAUGAUCCCUACAAUAACACCUGGACUUUGACGUGUCCUGCCCUAAAAUAUGUGACUAACUUUACGGCCACAGCUUGUCAUGGGAAGCUCUAUGUGAUUGGUUCAUGUGCAGUGAAGUAUAACGCUCUGACCAUGCAGUGCUACAACCCUGUUAUAGAUUCCUGGAUCAGCGUAUGGUCACCCUUCAUCCCUAAGUAUUUGUCCUCUCCUCGCUCUGUCUGCGAGGACGGAAACAUAUACCUCGUGGCUGACAACACUAAGAAGGUCUAUUCAUAUGAUCCAGAGGCAAACAUGUGGCAGAAGGUCCAGCCCCUUCACAUGCUCCACGAGAAUGGUGGCCUGGUAACUGUGGAUGGAAAGCUUUUUGUCACCGGCGGCCACUGGAAAGGAAUGGAGGGCGACUACGGGGUGGAGGUGGAGGUUUACAAUCGAGCAACAAACACUUGGGAGGUGGAGUGCUUCCUUCCAAGACUGUGGUUCUACAGCGGAGUUAGUACCAUCUUUUUAGAUCCAUCCCAGUGGCCGGAGCUUUUGCCAAGUGACGCAACAUAAGGACAUGUUGUCCUGACACUGAUUAAAUGUUUGGGUCAGAGAGUUCAGAGACAUAUCUGUCUUACAUCUGAAAGCAUAAAUAAAGUGUUUAUCCCAGGAUGUUAUUGUGCCUCAGAAUAGUGCGUUACAUGAUCCUCAGGCAUUAAUAACAUGUACUGCUCAGCAGGUGUUUGUUUAUCCCUUGUAUUAUAUGAAUGUAUUUAUGUUGUGAUAUAGUGCUUGUGUAUCAUAAAAAAACAGAAACUCUCAGAGCACCUGUUGUAAGAAUAAUUAAUAAAUAUAAGUUUUAGCUGUCUUCUACUACUUGUUAAAUAAAAGUCAUUUUUGAAAGGCA